UAGGAUUAGUGACUUGCUAUAAGUAUAACUAUGUACAACUCUGCUAUGUAUAUGUAUAGGUAACUCUAACCUUUCGAUGUAAGUGUAUAUUAACUAGUAUUUGAAUGUAACGGCUAGCUAUUCAAUAGUCUCUAGCAUCUACAAGUAUCUUCUGUGAUAAAGCGACCAAUCUGGCAACUCUGGUAUAAUGUUAAGUAUCGAUAUUGAUCGCAGCCAACUUCAAGUAAUCGUAUGUUAAACCCGACGCUAUGUAAAACCAGGCAAUUGCGAAUAAGAAGUAAAAGAGAACGGUCAAGUCUAAUAAAGUUAUUUAAUUCGUGUAACAGUUUAUACUGCUAUAAACUUCAGAAGUGGUCCUGACCCAUAAAAUGGAUCUAAUUGAUGCACAACAAUUUACGGUCGUCCAGCUCAAACGGUGGUUGGCGGCACUGAACUUGCCGACAAUCGGCAAUAAGGCCGAACUCGCGGCCCGACUAAACGGCGUGGACCCGUUAGUUCGUGGAACUCGCCCGGAGUCCCCAGUGCCGUUGGACGCUGAAAACGAAGACUCGGCUGAGCACGUUCAGGAGUUUGAUCUAGAGGAUGACUUGGGGGAGCAUUUCUCUGCGGAGAAUGCCGACCCUAGGUCGGAUCAGAUUCCUGCCGUGGCCGAAGGAGUAUCGUCGCUACAACAAAUACGCGCUGAAAUCGAAGCUGGAAGAAAGGAGCUCCAGAACAUUCUUGGGCAAGUAAGAGCUGCGUCGCAAGCAGUUGCCAAUGACGUCAUCAGCAAGCCCGAAAACUGCAAUCAAGCAGGAGGUAAGCAAGCAGUUCAAUGCGAAAACUUCCAGGAAGCUGUGAGCGGAAAAAUACCAAACGCUGAUGGAAGUGCUCAUAUCGAUAGCGGCACCGAUAUCGAUGUAGGCAACGGUGUUGAGCAACGACGAAUGGCAGUUGUAAACAAAGAAUCAGAAUCGCCAAGUUUGUCACUUUCGUUUGCCAAAGAAAUGAUCAUGGAUUACGAUGGAUCAUCUUGCGCAAACGUUUGGACCCAGCAAGUACGCAACAUUGCUGAAAUGUACAACUUGGAUGCAGUGUGCGUAAAAUUGGUGAUUGUGGCUAAACUAAAAGGCAUCGCCCAGCGCUGGUUGCAUGCAAAUGCAACGCGUAUUAUGGAGCCGGCAGAGAAUCUGUUGGAACAGCUGAUCCUAGCAUUCGGCGAUAAACUGUCCAAAGCAGAGGCGCGACGCAAAUUUGAGGACUUGAAGUGGCAUUAUGGCGAAAAGUUCGCGGUGUAUUUUGAGGCAAAGACAAUGCUGGCAAGCAGCAUCAACAUUGAUCCAGACGAAUUGGUUGACCAGAUAGUCGAGGGAAUACCAGCACAGAAUUUGCGGGAUCAGGCCCGGAUCCAAUGUUUCACAGAUCCGAAGCAAAUUCUCCGUGCGUUUGCUGGUAUCCGUUUGGAUAAGUCAAAUGAGUCGGCGUCAAAGGAGCUCAACAAGAAUAGGAGCAGCACCAGAGGAUUCCGCUGCAGUAACUGCAACGCCAGAGGACACAUCGCUAAGGAUUGUCGAAAACCAGCAAGGAAUCCAGGAUCCUGCUAUGCUUGUGGCAAGUAUGGCCACUUUGUAGCCCAAUGUGAGGAAAGAAAGGGAAAUGCUGUAAAUAAAUAUCAUGCAUCUUAGACUCUGGCAGUCCAAUUUCGUUGCUUAAAAUAUCUUUGUUGCCCAGAGAGGCCCAAUUACAUGAAGUCAAAGAACAAUAUUUUGGUAUAAAUAGAAGCCCAUUACAAAUCUACGGAAAAAUUUUAUGUUUUGUAUUAAAAGGAACAAUAAAAUGUUACUUUAACUUAA
This is a messenger RNA of Drosophila biarmipes, 1832 nucleotides long. RefSeq lists its product as uncharacterized. Lineage: Eukaryota; Metazoa; Arthropoda; Insecta; Diptera; Drosophilidae. The transcript has 2 exons. Gene Ontology annotation, molecular function: nucleic acid binding; zinc ion binding. The record is from RefSeq and is a predicted model, not a curated record. Bases 369 to 1664 code for a protein of 431 amino acids.